This is a messenger RNA of Amyelois transitella, 1045 nucleotides long. RefSeq lists its product as uncharacterized. The record is from RefSeq and is a predicted model, not a curated record. Lineage: Eukaryota; Metazoa; Arthropoda; Insecta; Lepidoptera; Pyralidae. The coding region runs from base 137 to 619 and encodes 160 amino acids. The transcript has 5 exons.
UAUCACGACUGAUUAUCUCAGGCUAAAAAACCAAUUGAUACCAAUUUGUAAUACAGUCGUGACAACACUGUUUCAACAUUCUUGUGUUCUUAACUUUUGUCUAAGUAGAUACUAGUGCAUUUAUACUGCGAAAAUAAUGUUAGGCGUGUUAAUUUUGGUCUCUGUUUGGGUACUAUCACACAGUUCAUCUGUUGUGUUUGAAGACUGUGGCUCAGCUUAUGACUUAAGGGCCGUGGAAAUUCAUGGGUGCGGCACACGACUACCUUGUUUAAUCACACUUGGCGAAAGAGUUCCAGUGAACAUCAGAUUUCAUGCUGGAUUUGAAUCAAGAAAUCUCAAUCAUGAAGUCGUCAUAAACAUAAACUAUGUAAAUUUGAGGACACAAGUCACUCCAGAAACGUGCGUGCAAUGCCCCGUUACCACAAACAAUGAUAACUCUAUGACCAGUUUGAUGAUAGUGCCCACCAGCAUGGCUUUGAAUCAGCGAGGUCAUCUGCAGUGGCGUGUGUUCAACGAGCACAGCCAGCAGGUACUCUGCUACUCGGUGCUGGUGCAGACGCAGAAUCAACUACAGAAACUACUGCGGCAGUCACUCAGCAACGAUACUUCUAACACGUAAUAUAUUCGGACAAACCGUCCGUGUCAAGAAAACUUAUUUAUUCCUUUGUUAAUCUAUGCUCAAAGGUUUCUAACUUUGCCAUUUUAGAUGUAUGACACAUAUCAAUGAGUAAGAAAUUAUGCGAUAAUUUUGUUCUCUCUGUGAAAACAUAUAGCUAUGAUUUUCUUUUUGUACAUACUUUACAACAAUACCGACUAAUUUUAAUGUUUAUUGACAUUUUGACAGUUGUAAGAGAGGCAGGUAAGGUAAUUGUACUUCAAAAUCGACAAACAAGCUAUCAAAAAUAAAACACAUUAUCGUUAUAAGUCACAGAUUUAAAAACAUAAGAUACUUUUAUAAGUUUAAUAUGUAAAUGUACCCUGAUCCAAACAUAUAUUGUACUUAUUUUUGUACUGUGUAACUAAAUAAACAUCUUAGUGGAAUGGC